AUGGUUAUCUAUCUGUUGGAUCUAAUAUUCUUACAUGAAACCAAAAUGGAAGCGGUUGCGUACGACGACCAAACCAUGAGGUUCGACCGUUUGCUUCGUGUAGGAGAAUGUUAUGACUUCAUGAGAGUUGGCUUCGCGCCUACUCAUGUUGGUCGUUUGGGCUACAUCUUCCAUUUAUGUGCCAACUACUUUGUGGUUCUAUCUCCACAAAGUAUGGCUAAUGUACCAUCGAGAGAGCUAUGGAUUUGUCAGUGUCCUCGUACCUUUAUGGAAUUCGAAGAUGUAUAUGUUCAAGCUGAGUAUUUUUUGCAGAUGCCAUUAGUAUAG
This is a messenger RNA of Miscanthus lutarioriparius, 327 nucleotides long. The record is from the annotation of a GenBank genome assembly. Lineage: Eukaryota; Viridiplantae; Streptophyta; Magnoliopsida; Poales; Poaceae.